This is a messenger RNA of Pyricularia pennisetigena, 777 nucleotides long. RefSeq lists its product as uncharacterized. The record is from RefSeq and is a predicted model, not a curated record. Lineage: Eukaryota; Fungi; Ascomycota; Sordariomycetes; Magnaporthales; Pyriculariaceae. The transcript is spliced from 3 exons. Bases 1 to 777 code for a protein of 258 amino acids.
AUGGGCCCCUGGAAAGUCCUCACAACCAUCCUGCUACUUGGCCUCGGCGGUCAGGUAAAUGGAAAGCUGUAUUUCAAAAACAACGGAACACUGGACGGGUGGGACGGCCAGAGCCUUGAAAAGGGCACCGAAGGAACCAUCACAGAAUCAACAUCGGCCGUGUUCAAUGGCGACACGUCGUUGAAAAUGACGCAGACCUAUCUUCCCGACUACAAGGGACGAUACCACGCCGAGGUAUACAAGAAGGACGGCUACGUGCCGGGCGACCGCAAGUUCUACGGCUUCGCGUUCCGCCUCGAGGAAAAGUGGCAGUUCGACAAGCAGUCCUUCAACCUGGCCCAGUUCAUCGCCGACUUCACGGGCGACUCCAAGGGGUGCGACGACUGGAUGCCCAGCACCAUGGUCUGGCUGGUGGGCACGCAGCUCAAGACGCGCACCAAGACGGGCGACAUCUGCAAGCAAAAGACCACCAGCUUCGACGUCGGCACCGUCAAGGCCGGCUUCUGGCACACGGUCGUGCUCGAGGUCGCCUGGCACGCCGACGACAAGGGCCUGCUGCGUAUGUGGCUGGACGGGAACUCGGUGCUGGACAAGACCGGAGUGCCGACCACGAUUGAGGACUCGAAGAAGAGGGCUUUUAGCUUUCGGGUCGGACUGUAUGCGAAUGGCUGGUACGACGACAAAAAGAUCGUCGGCAAUCAGAAAACACGUCAAGUUUGGUACGACGAGAUAGCCAUGGGCGAUACUUAUGAAGACGUCGCUCCUCGCGCAAGCUAG